Molecule: messenger RNA, 2470 nt
Organism: Phragmites australis (common reed)
Lineage: Eukaryota; Viridiplantae; Streptophyta; Magnoliopsida; Poales; Poaceae
Product: putative wall-associated receptor kinase-like 16
Exons: 4
Coding region: 57-2297 (746 amino acids)
Biological process (GO): cell surface receptor signaling pathway; protein phosphorylation
Cellular component (GO): plasma membrane
Molecular function (GO): ATP binding; protein serine/threonine kinase activity; polysaccharide binding
Source: RefSeq, a predicted model, not a curated record
GCAGACAAUAAUGCCGGCCAGUACGUACCAUCUGAAUAACUAGCUCGAGCUAGCUGAUGAUGAAGUAUCCUAUGCUUCUUCUCUCCAUACGCCUUCUGCUCUGCCUUCCGGCCGCCGUCUGGAUGCUAGCCGCGGCCGACGUCCCGCCGGCGAUGCACCGGCCAGGCUGCAGGACGAGGUGCGGCGACGUCGACAUCCCGUACCCGUUCGGCAUCGGUGACCAGUGCGCGAUGAACCGUGGCUUCAACAUCAGCUGCAAGGUCGUCAACGGCAUCGCCAGGCCUUUCACGGGGUCGUUCGAGGUGACGAAGAUCUCCGUGGCCCACGCCAAAGCUUGGAUGAAGGCGAACAUCUCCUGGCAGUGUCAUGACCCUAAGGCGCGUCAGAAGAAAGGGUCGCAGCAUCAGGAAAGGUUCAGCUACAGGCCUUUCCGGUUCUCAUAUGUGGAUAACAAGAUUGUCGUCAUUGGGUGCACAGACGCCUCUAUCUGGGGUCUUUCUGGAGAUGGAAGAGUAUCAACAAGUUGCAGGUCCGCAUGCCUUGGUGCUGAAGAACCCAAGAACGGUUUGUGCUCCGGUGCUGGCUGCUGCGAGGCGGAUGUCCCAAAAGACCUGGAGGCUUAUGGUGCUUUCUUCAGUACUGAUAUCGUCAACUCCAGCACAACACGGAACCACAGUCCCUGCAGCUAUAUGGUAGUGAUCGAAAAGACAGCGUUCAACUACAGCACCACAUAUAUCUCCUCGACAACGUUCUCGGAUGCAUACGGAGGUCGAGUCCCAGUUGUGACGGACUGGGCGAUUAGGCCGUAUACGUGCGAGGUUGUUGCUAGUAGAAAGAACUUGAGUUCCUAUGCAUGUAUCAGCGACAACAGCAAGUGUGCCGAUUCCACCAAUGGCCAAGGUUACCACUGCAAGUGCUUGGAUGGGUAUGAAGGCAAUCCCUAUGUCAAGGACGGAUGCAAAGAUAUCGACGAAUGCCUCGACAAUACUAAAUAUCCAUGCACGGGGGUUUGUCAAAAUACACCGGGGAACUUCACCUGUUCAUGUCCCCCAGGAAAACAAAUGAUCAGUGGCGUUUGCAAGGCAAAUCAGAAGUCCUCUUCUUGGGUGAUGCCUGUCGUAGGCGCAAGUGCUGGUGCAAUCGUCUUUGUUAUUACCAUAGCAUGUGCAUACUUGAUCAAAGAAAGAAGAAAGCCACAGCAGCACAUCAAAGAGAGGUAUUUCCGGCAACAUGGAGGUCUGCUGCUUUUCGAGGAGAUUAAAUCACAGCAAGGGGUAGCAUUUAAAAUAUUUUCAGAAGAAGAAUUGCAAGAAGCCACUGGAAAGUUCAACAAAAAACGAGUAGUGGGUCAUGGAGGACAUGGAAAUGUGUACAAGGGACUUCUCGAAGGCAACGUCGAAGUAGCUAUCAAAAGAUGCAAGGUAGUUGAUGAGCACCACAAGAAAGAAUUCGGCAAGGAAAUGCUAAUCCUUUCUCAGAUCAACCACAAGAACAUCGUCAAGUUACUUGGCUGCUGCCUCGAAGUGGAGGUCCCCAUGCUGGUAUACGAGUUCGUCCCGAACGGCACAUUGUUCGACCUCAUUCAUGGCAACCAUGGCGGGCAUAUUUCUUUGGCUACUCGCCUGCAGAUUGCCCAUCAGUCCGCUGAGGCGCUUGCAUACCUGCACUCAUGGGCAUCCCCGCCAAUCCUCCAUGGACAUGUCAAAUCCUCAAACAUCCUCAUCGACUGCGACUACACCGUGAAAGUCUCUGACUUCAGCGAUUCCAUCCUAGCACCAACCGAUGAGUCGCAGUUCGCCAAAUUUGUUCUAGGAACCUAUGGGUACCUCGACCCGGAGUACAUAUGUAGAUGCCAAUUGACGGACAAGAGCGAUGUGUACAGCUUCGGGGUUGUUCUCCUGGAGCUGCUCACACGCAAAAAGCCCUUCAACCUUGAAGGGCCUGAAGAUAAGAGGAGCCUAGCAUCGAGGUUUAUUUCUGUGAUGAAGGAAGACAAGCUUGAGGAGAUCUUGGACGAUCAGAUCAAAAACGACGAGAACAUAGAGGUUCUCGAAGAGAUUGCCGAGUUGGCAAAGCAAUGCUUGGAUAUGCGUGGCGCGAAUAGGCCAUCGAUGAAGGAAAUUUCUGAGAGGCUCGAUAUGUUGAGGAAGGUGAUGCAACAUCCAUGGGCACAGCAGGACCCUGAGCAGAUGGAGUCCUUGCUUGGAGAGUCAUCCAUGGCUAUCUCUGAGGUUGUCAACACUGGAAAUCUAAGCAUCGAGAAGGAAGCUACCGACAGCCUAGAAUCGGGACGUUGAUCACCGUCUCGACACCUUAUAGCGUAUGAUAGCUUGAUUAAUAUCCCGCCAAACCCUAUCAUAUCAUGUCCUUAUAAUUGCUCUUGUCGUAGCAAUAAUUUCUCAACUGUGUCAAUGAUUUGUGUAUGACUUACGUGCCGUUAUAGGGUUGUAUCGUGCUAAAGAUGCAGAGU